AACACUUGAAAAAGGCCUGUGUCCAUGCAGGAGUCAGAAGCAGAUACACUUAAUAGUUUUUGUCUUCCUGAGCACCAGCACUACCGAUUGCAGGCUGGUUAACGACAGCUUGACAACCAAAUAUGUCUUUUGGAUUCUGUGUGAGAAUGCUUCUUUUCUCCAUUCUGGCUUUUGGCCACAAUGCAAAUGCACUCGGCUACAGAAGUCGAAGCGCCACUGGCGUUCACCCUCUCUUUGGCAACCCAAAAAAGCCACCUCAACCUAACUCAAAUGGAAUCUUCUUGACCCAAGCCGAGAGCUGGGUCUCUUCACAAAAUGGAAAAAGCAUUGAGUCGGGAAUUGCUUCAAGUGGAGAAAUUAUUAUGCAAUCUGGUCCUCAGCCCUCUAAGCCCCAGCAGCCUUACUACCAGCACCAGCCAUCUACUUUUCAACCUAAGAAACCCAGCCCCCAGAACCCGACCACUUUCAAUUCAGGCGAUGAGCAGAAUUGGCUGAGGCCCCAGCAGCAGCCUACUUUCAAUCAGCAUUACCGGCCGCCGCGGCCUGGGUCCCCGCAACUGCCCGCUUUCAAUCCAACCUACCAGCCCACGCCCCAAGAGCCAACCACUUUCAAUUCAGGCUACUUGCAGAAUUGGCAGAGGCCCCAGCAGCAGUCCACUUUUGAUGAGGGCUACUGGCCGAGGCCACCAAGGCCCCAGCAACCACCUAAUUUCAAUCCUGUCUACCCACAACAGAAGCCCAAGCCCAAUUCAUUGAAAACGCACUAAAUUAUUUGGUUCAGAGAGAAGUGAAAACGCUCUGCAAACAGGUUUUCCUAUAGUCAACAACUUUUGAACUUCAAUAAAUUACUUUCAACUUACUGUCUGCUAUGAAUGUCAUUUGAAACCUGCGAAUUUGUUACAUAAUUGUGUUUCUGGCUACUUUCUCAACACGGGUAGUCCUGGCAUUGUUCUAAAAUUCAAUAAAGUACUACCGCACAGUCUGCCAUGAGUAUUU
Pungitius pungitius (ninespine stickleback) is the source of this 996-nucleotide messenger RNA. RefSeq lists its product as uncharacterized. Bases 123 to 767 code for a protein of 214 amino acids. Lineage: Eukaryota; Metazoa; Chordata; Actinopteri; Perciformes; Gasterosteidae. The transcript has 3 exons. The record is from RefSeq and is a predicted model, not a curated record.